ACAACUGAUGUUCACCUUCGUACUCUGGGGUUACGUCAUAGAAACGACUAAUUUAAAAUUACGAAUUAUGCCCUGGCUGUCCGAAUUGGUAGGAACCAGGGAGGGCAUAUCCAUAGUCGCUUCGGGCAAUGAAAACGUGGCCGAGAUGUACAAGACCCUGAUGACCAUUUACUUCUUAAACGGGGCCCUAAUGGUUACGUACAACAAUCUGCACCAUGCAGACGUAACGUUCAUAAAGCUAUGGAACCAGAUGCAUUCCACCUGCAAGAAUGAGUUCAUAAUUAGCAGGUUGCAAGUUUGGAUACUCUUCGCGGGGUUCCCCCUUACGAUUUUUGGGCUAGUAGGGCCAGUUUGCCAACGUUUACUGACUUCUUUCGGAGAGUUCAGGAGGAAGGUGGGCCUGCUGGUAGCCCUUUAUGCCUCUGUAAUCAUGCCGUUCGGAUUCAUCAACAAUACGAUGAUUCACGUGCUCUCUCUUCUGUACUUUUUGGCCAUUACCAGCCGAUUGAAGCACUUGCUGCAAGAACUAACCGAUGAGGUGAAGGCACUCGGGGCCAACUUGGAUUUGAUUAAUUUGGAAGCGAUCCAUCGACGUCAUUUUGAUCUGUCCACCAUGAUUAGGAUGGCGGAUAAACACUUAGCGUGUUACAUAUUCGUCAUCUAUGCCUCAUUCAUCCCCACCAUGUGCAUGGUGCUCUACCAUUACCUCUUCCUAGCCACAGAUAUUUGCUCCUUCCUCAUCAUGACCACAUUUAUCGUCAUGAUAUUCGGAACGUUCAUGAUCGUGAUGCUAACUUUGGCAACUACUUCGACAGUGGCGAUGAUCUUUAUGGAUCAACUGGAAAAACCCAAUGGAUACACGUGUUUAGAUCUGUUUGUAUUCAGUAAAAAGUCCAUUUUGAGCGUGAGUAAUCCUGAUCUAUUUCAUUUUCUGUCAUUUCAUUUAUUAAAAUGUAAACGUUUGUUCACAGAUCCUCAGCACUUUCACCACUUACUUCAUUCUAUACAUGCAGCUACAAUCGUGAGGCAUCCACAUGCUCUUGAGACCUCAAAGCAACGUAGUGACCACGAACACGCGCACACCCCUUAGACAAGGGGUAAACUUCACUUUACUUCUACUCAACUUUCUUGAGAAAACUCAGUAAAGUGAGUUCCUUGAGGUACACAAAAUCCUAAGUGUGUAAUGGUGUCUAAGAUUUGAAUCAUAUUUUGGAUUGUAAAAUUCAGGGCUGUUGAGUCGCGUAAAAAUCUACCGACUCCAACUCCGACUUUUCUUUAUCAUCCGACUCCGACUAAAACACCAAAACUC
Molecule: messenger RNA, 1309 nt
Organism: Centruroides sculpturatus (bark scorpion)
Lineage: Eukaryota; Metazoa; Arthropoda; Arachnida; Scorpiones; Buthidae
Exons: 2
Coding region: 8-1090 (360 amino acids)
Source: RefSeq, a predicted model, not a curated record